AUGUCCACUUCAGCCUCGUCCAUACCCCAGGCGCUCUGGGCCGCACAGGUGCCCUUGCACAUCACUCACCGGUCCGCGCCCUCUACACCCUUCAUCACAAGCGUCCCACGCUUCAGCUACCUGUCGCUUCUGCUGCCGCGCCUGUCGGCCUUCUUCGACGCUCCCUGCUCCAGCUUUCACUUUGAGGAUGUGCAGCUGAGGAACCUGGCGGUGGGGUUGCUGGCCGACCUGUACGCGCCUAGCCUGCCGUGGCGGCUGGUGGUGGAUGAUGGGGUUGCAUGGGAUAUUGGCGAUACUUUUCUGAAUAGCGUCAAGGAGGUACAUGCUGUACUGCCCCCCCCCCCCCCCCCUCCUCCUCCUGCUCCCCCCAUGCAACAUCCACAGUUCCCCCCUCACACCGGCUCUGGAGACAAGACAGGUCAUUGCUCAUGCUGCAGUCAGGCCGACUUUGUUCGCUACGGCAACGCCAAUCAGAUCAUGAAGAUGUCCAAGGAACACACCACUCAGCUCUGGAACUCGGUCAUUGACAACGACUAUGCUGCGUUUUCCAAGAUACACACACGCCUGCUCAACGCUCCAGCCACCCUCAAGCACGCCCCCAUGCGGGUGUACAUCCCCUCGACCCCCCCUGAUGCAGGCGGUGAUGGUUCCCCCUCUGCUCCCGCAGCCGGUGAAGCUGGGUCUUUCAGGAUCGUCCAAUCCUUGGUCCCUGUCAUGACACCAGACCGCAAGCCCAAGCUGCUGGGGCAGGCUCUCAAGGACUUGAUGCCCACGCUGUUCCCCAGCAGUCGAGACCCGGUGCUGGCGAGUGUGGUGCUUCACGGUGUGUCUGCUCCCUUUGACGCCCCCUUGGGAGAGAUGAUGAGGGAAGCUGCAUAUCCUGAUGGGUGGCUUUGCUUUGUGGUUGUUGUUUAA
Messenger RNA from Trichoderma aggressivum f. europaeum, 915 nucleotides. RefSeq lists its product as uncharacterized. The coding region runs from base 1 to 915 and encodes 304 amino acids. Gene Ontology annotation, cellular component: cytoplasm; phagophore assembly site membrane; Atg12-Atg5-Atg16 complex. Gene Ontology annotation, molecular function: Atg8-family ligase activity. The record is from RefSeq and is a predicted model, not a curated record. NCBI's taxonomy places the organism in Eukaryota, Fungi, Ascomycota, Sordariomycetes, Hypocreales, Hypocreaceae. Gene Ontology annotation, biological process: autophagosome assembly; C-terminal protein lipidation; nucleophagy. The transcript is spliced from 2 exons.